Diversispora eburnea is the source of this 136-nucleotide messenger RNA. NCBI's taxonomy places the organism in Eukaryota, Fungi, Glomeromycota, Glomeromycetes, Diversisporales, Diversisporaceae. The record is from the annotation of a GenBank genome assembly.
AGAAUUGAAUUCCAAACUUGUAGCCGAUAUUGAUGAACUUAGAAAGAAGUUUGCUGAGGUCGAGACAGAGAAUAUCGAAGUUAAAGCCGAGAAUGCAAAGUUAAAGCAAGCUUUAGAAAAACGUGAAACCAAAUAG